This is a messenger RNA of Nematocida parisii ERTm1, 284 nucleotides long. RefSeq lists its product as uncharacterized. The transcript has a single exon. The coding region runs from base 12 to 284 and encodes 90 amino acids. Lineage: Eukaryota; Fungi; Microsporidia. The record is from RefSeq and is a predicted model, not a curated record.
ACCAAAAAAAUAUGGAAAAAUAUAAAAAAAUAAAAAUAACCCCAGAAGAGAGAGAAAUAAGGCGUAAAGCAAUAAUAAUGAAGUAUAAUGUAGAUAUACGGCCACUACCACCGAUUAGGCAAGAACCACUCACUAACAGGGUUACUGAUUAUUACCACCGGGUUAUAUUUUAUAUUCCGAGUGUAAGUUUAUUUGACAUAUUUAUAUUAUUAUUAAUUAUUAUAUUUAUUUAUAAGCUUAUUAUUACUAUUAACACAAUAUAUAAUAUAUUAUAUAUUAUAUAG